Eurytemora carolleeae is the source of this 859-nucleotide messenger RNA. RefSeq lists its product as uncharacterized. The record is from RefSeq and is a predicted model, not a curated record. Lineage: Eukaryota; Metazoa; Arthropoda; Copepoda; Calanoida; Temoridae. Bases 32 to 715 code for a protein of 227 amino acids. The transcript has 13 exons.
AUUUCAUUUUCCUCAACCUAUUUGCAGUUGGAUGAGAAUGAACGAGAAUCUGUUUUCUGAUAUUCCUCUUCUAACAGCAGGGCUUCAUCUCGGUAUUAAUAUAAGAGCCAGAGUUCAGAAAUCCUCCUCAUAUUCAGUUUUCAGUUUAUGCUUAGAGAAGACUCUGUAUAUCCUGGUUCCUAUAGUUCUAGCUCUCUCUACUAAUCUUAUACAUGGAGAUUAUCUAGUCCUGAAUCCAGAAAAGUGUUUUGAAGAGGGAGGAAAGGAGUUUGUGAGACAUUUCGUCAUCUCAGGGAUAAGUCUAGUUUUAGUGUUAGGAGCGACGGGAUAUUUUGUUGUGAAAACAAUUAGAUUUAACAAAGAACCAAAUAAAAAACCAGAAAAGAAGAUAGUAACUCCAAGUUCUCAUGUUAAACAGGAUUUUGCGAUAUAUUCCACACUUUUCUCUCUUCUAUUGAUCUGCAGAGUUGUCAAGAUUUCUCUCAAUCUUCUGAAUUACGAGAAGGAUAGGAUAGGAGUUAUUAGAUUAUCUGAGAGAAUAAUCUGGGAUAUUCAAAUUACAUUCAUACCUCUCAUUAUUUUAAACCUCAGAAGGUUUAGGCUGGAACCAGAUAAUCUAGAAGCUGUAUCUACCAUUAUCAAAGAGAAUAAAUCUCCUUCACUACCUGCAGACCUAAACUCAGCUGUCUUCAAUUCUAAAACAUCAAGUGUUUGACUAGAACAAAAAUAUUGAAGUCUUGAAACAGUAUUUUUGUGUGUUUGUGAAUUUGAAGUAGAAAAAACUGUGCAUAAACUGAAUAGAUUAUAAUAUAAAUGUAAUUGUGUAUUAAAUGUAUGUAAAUAUACCUAACCAUUCUAA